GGUGAGCAGAGCAAACGCCCGCGGGCUUUCGCGCAUCUCCGCAUCGCAGUGAUUGCGUGGAUGGACGCAUUAAAAAAAAAGGAGAGGCUUGAAACGCGCGCGCCCCAUCCACGUCUUGCAUACCUUGAACCGGAUUUCGAAUGCGCUUCAUUGUGGCCGCAGAAGCAGCAGCGACUCGCAGACACUCGUCAUGGCGCCCGCAUUGACUUGCGCUCCUUUCACCCUCGUUUUUAUUUAUUCUUUACUGUUUUCUUCGGUACUUUGCGAUGAAGACGACGCGGCAGAAGAGCACGCCAAGCACACGUACACGGUGGAAAUGUUUACCGAGGCGGUGACCACGGCGCCGCACUUUGUCAUGUUUUACGCCCCGUGGUGCGCCCAUUGUCAGAAGCUGCAGCCGACAUGGAAUGAAUUGGCCGAUAAGUACAACAACAUGGAAGAUCCCCCCGCCUACGUCGUCAAAAUAGACUGCGUUCAGAACACCAAGUUCUGCUCCAAAGACCACAGCAUCCGAAGCUACCCCACGCUGGUGUUGUACAAGCCAGAACAGGCGCCUCUCAAGUACCAGGGCUUGAGAGUAUUGGAAGCUCUGGAGGAAUGGAUGUUGAAGAAGCUGGAGACGGACCCGUCCACCGAGGCGGAGGAGGAGCCGGCCGUCCCCCCGGAGCCCAAGGACGGCAUGUACGAGCUCACCGCCGGCAACUUCAAGGACCACGUUUCCAAAGGAUUGCAUUUCAUCAAGUUCUACGCGCCCUGGUGCGGCCACUGCAAAGCCAUGGCGCCCGCCUGGGACCAGAUGGCCUCCGCCUUCGAGCACUCCGAGGACCUGAAAAUCGGCAAGCUGGACUGCUCGGAACACCACGAUCUGUGCGUCAUGUUCAGCGUGCGCGGAUAUCCCACGCUGCUCUUCUUCAAGGGAGGUGACAAGAUCGAGGUCACGCGAUACAAAGGACAGCGAGACUAUGACACCCUCAAGGACUUUGCGGACAAGAUGGUGAUCGCCGCAAAGACGCCGCCGGAAGAAGCCGAAAAAGACGGCGAGGAAGGAGACCAAGAGGAGCCCCAGGAAGAUGCCCAAGGAGGAGCCCGCCAGGAGCCCGCGGACGACAAGGAAGGAGCCCGCCAGGACGCCGACGUCAAAGAGGAGGCGGCCCAGCAGGAGGAGGAGGAGGUCAAGUCCAACGUCCUACACCUGACGGAGAGCAACUUUGACGAGACCAUCUCCACAGGAUUCACCUUUGUCAAGUUCUUCGCUCCCUGGUGCGGCCACUGCAAGCGUCUGGCUCCCGUGUGGGACGAGCUCGCCGCCAAGGACUUUCCUGUUCUGACCAGCAUCAAGAUCGCCAAAGUGGACUGCACGGUGGAGCGCACGCUCUGCAACAAGUAUUCCGUGCGAGGUUACCCCACCCUGCUGAUGUUCCGCGCCGGCGAGCAGGGCGACAAGUACAGCGGCCCCCGCGACCUGGAGAACCUGCACAACUUUGUCAUGAAGCAUGCGAGGGAUGAGCUGUGAGGACCCGCGCGUGGGCUCCUGCGGCCAAACCUCGCUCUCCUUUUCCUACCACCACGGGACAAUUCUGGGUCUUUGGGUAUUUGUCAUUCUUGGGAAGUUCUUGAAGGGGGUCUUGGUUGUUUCCUGACAUGAUUUGUGUAGCCGCCUUUUUUUUUUUCUCUAUGUACAUGCGGGAUCUGUUGUUUGAGUGCAAGCCACGAAUUGAUGUUGUCUCGCCAGCGCUUAUGUGACUUGAGUCUCAGGGACGCCCUCGCAGGAGUCUGACUUGAAGACGUGAACGCAGAUCAGCUCCUCCCCCCCUGCCCCGAAACCACAUGCUAUUUUCUGCUGCUUCUGUUGAUCUGCAAAACCCCAACGGGUACUGGCCAACGUCCUCCAGAGGACAACGGUCUCCAUGGGCUGCUUUGUGGCCUUUUUGUUUGCAUUUGUGUAAGGAAGUGUUUUCUGUGGCCCAGUGGGGUCAAAGCACUGAUUUGGUCACGCCAAAGACCCCCCCCCCCCACCCCCCCUCCCCACCACUGAAGUCACCCCAGUGAGAUGUUGAACAAUCCCCCUAGUCAGUCAGACAGUCUCAGAACUAUUUCCUCAUAUUUGGACUGUGGAAAUGAAAUGCGCUGCACAUGUUGUUCCUUGACACCGUUUGUGUGACAAAGUCAAACCAGGUACUGUACACACACACACACACACACACACACAGACAGAGCAGUUUUUGCCAGGAAAUCUUUAUGCCAAGCACAUGGUCUACGGAACUCCAGUGACACUUGUUUUUGUGUGUUAUGCAGUCAUGGGUUGUGCACUGCCCACAGAUUUGACCCCCCCAACCCCCCUCCCCCCCCACAAAAUAAUGGCAAGUUUAACAUGAGAUUUCAUAAUAAAAGAAAUCUAAAAUAG
Hippocampus zosterae (dwarf seahorse) is the source of this 2404-nucleotide messenger RNA. It is a transcript of the gene txndc5, whose product is annotated as thioredoxin domain containing 5. The record is from RefSeq and is a predicted model, not a curated record. The coding region runs from base 191 to 1513 and encodes 440 amino acids. Gene Ontology annotation, biological process: protein folding. Gene Ontology annotation, molecular function: protein disulfide isomerase activity. Lineage: Eukaryota; Metazoa; Chordata; Actinopteri; Syngnathiformes; Syngnathidae. The transcript is spliced from 10 exons. Gene Ontology annotation, cellular component: endoplasmic reticulum.